Echinostoma caproni is the source of this 915-nucleotide messenger RNA. The record is from the annotation of a GenBank genome assembly. NCBI's taxonomy places the organism in Eukaryota, Metazoa, Platyhelminthes, Trematoda, Plagiorchiida, Echinostomatidae.
AUGCUGCGGAAGUUCUGGGAUACAGCACAGAAAGCUGAUUAUCGCAGGAACGGGGUACGGAUAGACUGUCGGUGUUUGAACAUCGCUGUCUACGCAGUAUUGCACGAAUCUGGUGGGGACAACCGGACGAGCAGUACUGUAAUUAAGCUUAAAGUUUUAAAUAACCGCGGUCGCCCACUGGUACAUCUGGUUGACCUACAUAGUUUAGGCCAUGUGUCACCAUGUCACCAUUCAUCAUUUUGUUCCGCAAAAACCCUGCUCAAUCUGAGUGAAACAUUUUGGUUUGCUCAAAAAGCGGUUCUCUAUCCGACCGCACCAUUGUACGACGCCGAACGGAAGGAGCUCACUCCAGCUUGUGUCCGUGCCUUGAUUCGGGUCUUUCGAAUCUGUGAUACCGAUAAUGACGGCUACUUAUCCGAUCGAGAACUGGAAGCGUUCCAAUCUCGCUGUUUUUCCGUGCCAUUAACUACGCAGUCACUGCAGGACGUAAAACAGCUCGUUCGUCAAUCGUGUCCCGGUGGUGUCACUCUGAAUGGAAUCACUCAGAAAGGCAAGUUGUUCAAGAUGCGUUGUGUGUGUGUGUCGAUCACUUGCUCCAGUGGACGACGGCGACUGCCUAAAACUAUACACCUAACCUCAGCAUUGCUCAUCCGGCUGCCCCACCAGAUUCGUGCAAUGCGACGUGGACAACGGUGUUCAAACACUGACAGUUCAUUUUUAUCCUGUUUUCUUAAUGGCCAAGUUCCCUCUCCAUAUAGCAGAACUGGCCGAACUGCUGCAGAAUACACUCGACCCUUAACAGACAGUCGGAUGUCGCGACGACGCCACAAAUGUCUCAAUUCGGCAAAUGCCAACCGAGCCUUCUGUUUGCGAGCUGACACUUCAUCCGUAAUGCGUCGACCGGGUGAGAUGUAG